UAGCCACGCGCCAAAGUAGGCGUCGGUCGAAUCUAAUGAUGAUAAAACUCUCUCUCAACGUUCAGACAAACAGAAACCAAAUAAAAAAAAAUAUUAAAAGAAUCUUCUCAUGUCUCUUCAAGUCUUUGCCUCAAAAUCAAUAGUCUUCUCUCUAUCUCUCUCCAUCUCCAUCUUCCUCGUUCAUCAUCACUUCUCAGAUUGCGUUUUCCUCUCGAUGCUCUCUCUCUUACCUUUUGACUUUGUAAGAUGAGAGAAGAAGAUUCCAACUGGUUUGCUAAAUGGGAAGAAGAGCUUCCAUCACCAGAAGAGCUCAUACCUUUAUCUCAAUCCCUCAUCACACCCGAUCUCGCCAUCGCCUUCGAUCUCCUAACUCCUAACCAAAAUUCAAACCAACCUCAACCUCAAACCACUCCUCCUCAAACCAACUCCUCAGCCGACUUCGCAGUAGACUCCUCCGGAGACGAGCCAGCUCGGACUCUAAAACGCCCCCGUUUAGUAUGGACGCCGCAGCUCCACAAGCGUUUCGUCGACGCGGUGGCCCAUCUCGGCAUCAAGAACGCUGUUCCCAAAACCAUCAUGCAGCUCAUGAGCGUCGACGGGUUAACGAGAGAGAACGUCGCUAGCCAUCUUCAGAAGUACCGUCUCUACCUCAAGAGGAUGCAAACCGGAGGCGGUGGAAACGUCGGCGAGUCUGAUCAUCUCUUUGCUAGCUCACACGUUCCUACGCAUUUUCUUCACCCGACGGGUAGACAAAGCUCUGAUCAUUUCAUUCCACCUUUUGUCCCCAUCACGGCGAGUACUCACCAGCCGCCUCAGUUCCUCCACCGGCAGAUGUUCACCUCUCAGGGGAAUAACAAGAUGGAUCAGUCUUUGUUUUUGGCUAGGCAGAGUCAACAAGUUCUCACCAGACCAUCUUCGUUGCAUUUGCAUAGCCAAGUGGCUAACUAUGGAGAGGAUUUGGAAUCAGGAGCCAAGACGGCUUUGACUCUGUUUCCAUCUCGAGAAGAAUAGAUUGAAACAUCCACAAAAAAAAAAGAAAAAAAAAUUCGAGAUCUGCCUUUUGUUUGUGCAAUGUAGAUCCGGUUAGUACAAGAACUCUGUGACCGGAUCUUUUUGGUAUUAAGACAUGAGUUAUCUCUGUACUUUAACUAUGUGUGUGUGUGUGUGUUUUUUUUUUUGCUUUUGAGUUUAGAUUUGUUUCUCAAAAAGUUGUUUGUAGCUUUGCACCGAAUAUCAUAAAAG
Eruca vesicaria subsp. sativa (arugula) is the source of this 1242-nucleotide messenger RNA. Lineage: Eukaryota; Viridiplantae; Streptophyta; Magnoliopsida; Brassicales; Brassicaceae. The record is from the annotation of a GenBank genome assembly.